This is a messenger RNA of Penicillium bovifimosum, 720 nucleotides long. RefSeq lists its product as uncharacterized. Lineage: Eukaryota; Fungi; Ascomycota; Eurotiomycetes; Eurotiales; Aspergillaceae. The coding region runs from base 1 to 720 and encodes 239 amino acids. The record is from RefSeq and is a predicted model, not a curated record. The transcript has a single exon.
AUGUGCGAACCACGCCGUCUUCUUGUCGCCAUUGAUUGCCUCUACCCAGAGGGACUACAAUUCCGGGAUGACCCAGGCCAUUGGUCGUGCGCGUCGGUACAGACAAAAACAGUCCAUGUGUACCAUCUGCUGGUGAAAUUCACGUACGACGUGAAUGUUUACCAGAGCGCCCACGGAGGCAGGCUCAUGGAGCGUGAAGGUGGCAGUCAAAAGUGGACGCUAAAUGCACGGCCGCCAAACUUUAAGUGCCUGACUUCUGCCUUGAACCGCUGCAACUUUGGGGUCACCGGUUGGCUGCCCGACCUCGGUCUUUUCUUGUGUGACCACCUAGGAUUUGCGAUGGUCCUCAUGUUGAUUUCAGAUAUGUACAUCCAACAAGCAGCUUCGGGAAUGAGCCCGGACGCAGCGGCUGCUUCCACCCCUGCGUCCUCUACGCACGAUGCUUCACCGCACUCAUAUGCAGACCCCCGCAGCCCCAGUGCGCUUCCAAGUGGUUUGCCCAAUGGCUUACCCAGUGUUCCACCUCUAGGGCUGCCGCCAGCUAAGCGACAGCGGCUUACGAAUGGUUCGGAAAAAUCAUCUGGUCUUUCGUCUGAAUCUGGCCCGGCACCUUCGGCGGUUGGUACAUGUUGGAGAAGCACGGCAAAGACGAUAUGGUUCAACUCAUCUGCAUCCACAAGAGGUGAUUCAUCCGAACGUGCCUCCAUUAGUCCAACAUGA